Molecule: messenger RNA, 728 nt
Organism: Delphinapterus leucas (beluga whale)
Lineage: Eukaryota; Metazoa; Chordata; Mammalia; Artiodactyla; Monodontidae
Source: RefSeq, a predicted model, not a curated record
UUGGCCUAGGCGUUGAGGUCGGGGUGGUGGCUGUGAAGGGGUGGACCUCAAGCGCUAUAAAGCCUUUCUCUGCCUGAUUGGAGCUGGUGAGGACAGCCUGCCAGAGUCCGGUCUCCUGACACCAUGGGCACCCGAUACUUCCUGGCUCUGUUUCUCAUCCUCCUGGUGUUGGGAUUCGAGGUCCAGGGCGACCCUGUGCCCCAGCAAGAAGAGACUGCCAGUCCUGCCGUGCUCACCAAGGUGCAGGAAUCACUCUUAGGUUACUGGAAUCUAGCCAAGGCAGCUGCCCAGAAGCUGUACAAGAAGACAUACUUGCCCGCCAUGGAUGAGAAAAUCAGGGACAUAUACAGCAAAAGCACGGCAGCUGUGACCACCUAUGCAGGGAUUUUUACUGACCAGGUCAUUUCUCUGCUGAAGGGAGAACAUUAACAGCUGGGCCCCCAAUCUCGGGGGGAGUUCAGAACCCAGCAACCCCUUGGGUCCCCUGAUCUAUACCCCACCCCCACUUCCUAGCGACCCUCAGCAUCCUGCUCCCAACUCUAGCCUGACUUCUUAUCAAUUAAAAAAAAAAAAAAAGCCAAGUUUAUUCUUCUGGAUAUGGUUGCUUUUCUGAGACCUCAAGGUCAAGAUGGAGGACCUGAUGCUGUCCAGCCAACAUUCAUUGAGUGUCUAUUCUAUGUAUAUCGCCCUAACCUGGUCAAUGGGAAUAAAGAGGUGAAUAAUAAUAA